Messenger RNA from Drechmeria coniospora, 5892 nucleotides. RefSeq names its product beta-1,3-glucan synthase catalytic subunit. Bases 1 to 5892 code for a protein of 1963 amino acids. Gene Ontology annotation, molecular function: 1,3-beta-D-glucan synthase activity. Gene Ontology annotation, cellular component: 1,3-beta-D-glucan synthase complex; plasma membrane. Lineage: Eukaryota; Fungi; Ascomycota; Sordariomycetes; Hypocreales; Ophiocordycipitaceae. The transcript has 3 exons. The record is from RefSeq and is a predicted model, not a curated record. Gene Ontology annotation, biological process: fungal-type cell wall polysaccharide biosynthetic process; (1->3)-beta-D-glucan biosynthetic process.
AUGUCGGGAUAUCCUGGUGGUGGUCAAAACGACCACUACGAUGAUGGUUACGGUCAUGGUGGCCAGAAUGUUCACAACGAGGCCAACCCUGAUCCGUACUAUCAAGAUGAUCAGUACUAUGACAACGGCUAUGAUGCCCGUGGCGGCCAUGGUGGCCAAGUCGGCAACCCAGGUCACAGUGGCCAAGCCGGCGAUGGCUAUUAUGAUGAAUCGUGCGUUUAUUCUGUCGAAGGCUACUACAAUGCUGAUCCCAACAACCCAUAUCACCAAGAUGGGGGUUAUUACGAUGGCCAAGAUCAGUAUCAAGAUGAAUACUACAACAACAACAACAACAACAACAACAACAACAAUGGCCAGGGCUACUAUGACCAAGACUACAAUAACGGCUACGCCGCACAAGGUGCCCGACAUGGCUCGGAGGAGGACUCAGAGACGUUUAGCGACUUUACUAUGAGGUCGGACAUGGCGCGAGCUGCCGAAAUGGAUUACUAUGGCCGCGGUGAUGAGCGUUACAACAACUACGGCGACGGCCAGCGAGGAUAUCGCCCACCUUCGUCUCAGAUGUCCUAUGGCGCCAAUCGGUCGUCUGGUGCAUCAACGCCCAACUAUGGUAUGGAUUACGCCAAUGUUUUGCCCGCUGGUCAACGUUCUCGAGAGCCGUAUCCCGCCUGGACCUCGGAUGCUCAGAUCCCUCUGUCCAAGGAAGAGAUUGAAGACAUUUUCCUGGACCUAACAUCCAAGUUUGGCUUCCAACGGGACAGCAUGCGAAACAUGUAUGAUCACCUCAUGACCCUACUCGACUCCAGAGCCUCUCGCAUGGCGCCGAAUCAAGCCUUGCUCUCUCUGCAUGCUGAUUACAUCGGAGGUGAUAAUGCCAACUAUCGGAAGUGGUACUUCGCGGCUCAUCUUGACCUUGAUGAUGCUGUCGGUUUCGCAAACGCAAAGAGCAAGGGACUGCGCCGCAAGACCAAAAACAAAAAGAAGAAGAAGGCGGGAGACGGCGCCAACGAAACCGAAACAUUGCAGGAUCUCGAGGGAGACGACAGCCUCGAAGCCGCCGAAUAUCGCUGGAAGACGCGAAUGAACCGCAUGUCUCAGCAUGACCGUGUCCGCCAGAUUGCCCUCUACCUUCUCUGCUGGGGCGAGGCCAAUCAGGUUCGUUUCAUGCCGGAAUGCCUCUGCUUCAUUUUCAAGUGUGCCGAUGACUAUCUCAAUUCUCCCGCUUGCCAAGCACUCGUGGAACCCGUGGAUGAGUUUACCUUUCUGAACAAUAUCAUCACCCCGCUCUACCAGUACUGCCGAGAUCAAGGCUAUGAGAUUCUCAACGGCGUGUACGUCCGCCGCGAACGCGACCAUAAGCACAUUAUCGGCUACGACGACUGCAACCAGCUUUUCUGGUACCCUGAAGGCAUCGAACGUCUCAAAUUGCAGGAUAAGAGCAAGCUCGUGGAUGUCCCACCUGCUGAGAGAUACUUGAAGUUGAAGGAUGUCAACUGGAAAAAGUGCUUCUUCAAGACAUACAAGGAAUCGCGAUCAUGGUUCCACCUCCUCACAAACUUCAACCGCAUUUGGAUCAUCCACCUAACCAUGUUUUGGUUCUACACCGCACAUAACGCUCCGACGUUACUCGUUAAAGAUUACGAGCAAGAGGUCGACAACCAACCCUCUGCGGCUAAACAGUUUUCAAUUGUCGCGUUCGGAGGAGCCAUCGCGACCCUCAUUCAAAUCUUCGCCACCAUCGCUGAAUGGGCGUAUGUUCCCCGUAGGUGGGCGGGGGCUCAGCAUUUGACGAAAAGGCUGCUCUUUCUCAUUGCCAUAUUUAUCAUCAACAUUGGCCCAGGGGUCAAAAUAUUCGCUUUGCCGACAGAAAACCCAGGCUCAGUUGAUGUUGAUCUCAUCCUUGGAAUCGUUCAAUUCGUUAUCGCCAUACUCACGUUUCUCUUCUUCGCGAUCAUGCCUCUCGGUGGUUUGUUCGGCAGCUACCUGACGAAGAACUCGAGACGGUAUGUCGCCAGCCAGACCUUCACAGCCAGCUACCCUAAGCUCUCCGGUAACGACAUGGCCAUGUCCUACGGGCUUUGGUUGGCUGUCUUCGGGCUCAAGUUUGGAGAGUCGUACGUCUAUCUGACUCUCUCGUUCCGCGAUGUGAUCCGAUACCUUUACAUUUUCAACCCUCAAUGUCUAGGCGAUGGUCUCUUGAAUCCACCAAACAUCCUCUGCAAACAUCAUCCCCUCAUUCUCAUGGGUCUCAUGGCUUUCACAGAUUUGAUUUUCUUCUUUCUAGACACCUAUUUGUUCUACGUCCUGUUCAACACCAUCUUCUCCAUUGCCCGGUCGUUUUAUGUCGGCUCUUCGAUUUGGACGCCCUGGAGGAACGUUUUCUCUCGUCUCCCCAAGCGAAUAUAUUCCAAGAUUCUCGCCACGACCGACAUGGAGAUCAAAUACAAGCCAAAAGUUUUGAUCUCGCAGGUUUGGAAUGCCAUCGUCAUUUCCAUGUACCGCGAGCAUCUUCUGGCAAUCGACCACGUCCAAAAGCUUCUGUAUCACCAGGUGCCGUCUGAGCAAGAGGGCAAGCGAACGCUUCGUGCUCCGACGUUCUUCGUCUCUCAGGAAGACCAUUCAUUCAAGACCGAGUUCUUUCCCAGUCAUAGCGAGGCGGAGCGCCGUAUCUCCUUCUUUGCACAGUCCUUGUCAACCCCCAUCCCGGAGCCGCUUCCGGUCGACAACAUGCCGACAUUUACUGUCAUGAUUCCCCACUACAGUGAAAAGAUCCUUCUCUCCCUGCGCGAAAUUAUUCGCGAAGACGAGCCGUAUUCAAGAGUCACUCUUCUCGAAUACCUCAAGCAGCUUCACCCCCAUGAAUGGGAUUGCUUUGUCAAGGAUACGAAGAUCUUGGCCGACGAGACGUCACAGAUGAAUGGCGAUUUUGAAAAAGGAGAAAAGGACGCUGCAAAAAGCAAGAUUGACGACCUACCCUUCUACUGCAUCGGUUUCAAGUCGUCAGCUCCCGAGUACACCCUCCGGACCCGCAUCUGGGCUUCGCUGCGCUCGCAGACUCUGUACCGUACCGUUUCCGGCUUCAUGAACUACAGCCGCGCCAUUAAGCUCCUAUACCGAGUCGAGAACCCUGAGGUUGUGCAGAUGUUUGGCGGCAACUCUGACAAGCUUGAACGAGAAUUGGAGCGCAUGGCACGUCGAAAGUUCAAGAUUGUCGUUUCCAUGCAGCGCUAUUCCAAGUUCAAAAAGGAAGAAAUGGAGAAUGCGGAGUUCUUGCUUCGUGCGUAUCCAGAUCUCCAAAUUGCCUAUUUGGACGAGGAACCUCCGCUGGCCGAAGGCGAGGAACCAAGACUCUACUCAGCCUUGAUUGAUGGUCACUCUGAGUUCAUGGAGAAUGGGAUGCGACGUCCCAAGUUCCGCGUCCAGCUCUCGGGCAAUCCGGUUUUGGGCGAUGGCAAGUCGGACAACCAGAAUCAUUCGCUGAUCUUUUAUCGUGGCGAAUAUAUUCAACUCAUCGAUGCUAACCAGGACAACUACCUUGAGGAGUGUCUCAAGAUCCGCAGCGUCCUGGCCGAAUUUGAAGAAAUGAAGACGGAGAAUGCCUCACCGUACACGCCUGGUGUGAAGAAUGACGCCACCUACCCCGUCGCUAUUCUCGGCGCUCGCGAGUACAUCUUUUCGGAGAACAUUGGUAUCCUUGGUGACGUUGCCGCUGGAAAGGAACAGACUUUUGGCACUCUAUUUGCACGUACUCUGGCCCAAAUCGGAGGCAAACUCCAUUAUGGCCAUCCGGACUUCCUCAACGGUAUUUUCAUGACGACUCGCGGUGGUGUUUCAAAGGCCCAGAAGGGUCUCCAUCUCAACGAGGAUAUUUUUGCCGGGAUGAACGCCAUCCUCCGAGGCGGUCGCAUCAAGCAUUGCGAAUACUAUCAGUGUGGCAAGGGCCGUGAUCUAGGGUUUGGGUCGAUUCUCAACUUCACCACCAAGAUUGGUACUGGAAUGGGUGAGCAGAUGCUCUCUCGAGAGUAUUAUUAUCUUGGCACACAGCUGCCCCUCGAUCGGUUCCUGUCAUUCUACUAUGCGCACGCCGGGUUCCACAUCAACAACAUGUUCAUCAUGCUCUCCGUCCAGCUCUUCAUGCUAUGCCUGGUCAAUUUCGGCGCCUUGAGACAUGAGACGGUUAGUUGCGAUUAUAAUCGAAACAAGCCGAUCACCGACCCCUUGUUCCCAACUGGUUGCGCCAAUACGGAUGCCUUGAUGGACUGGGUUCAGCGAAGCAUAUUCUCCAUCUUCUUCGUCUUCUUCCUCUCCUUCAUUCCGCUCAUCGUGCAGGAACUGACGGAGCGUGGCGUCUGGCGCGCGCUCGUCCGCUUCCUCAAGCAGUUCUUCUCUCUGUCGACAUUCUUCGAAGUGUUCGUCUGCCAAAUUUAUGCGAACUCUGUGCAGCAGGAUAUCUCAUUCGGCGGUGCGCGAUACAUCGGAACCGGCCGUGGGUUUGCCACGGCCCGCAUUCCCUUUGGCGUUUUGUAUUCCAGAUUUGCCGGUCCAGCAAUCUACUUUGGUGCCAGACUGCUGAUGAUGCUACUGUUCGCAACCGUCACAGUCUGGCAGGCAGCGUUGGUGUACUUCUGGAUUACCCUGCUUGGCCUAACGAUUUCGCCUUUCCUGUACAACCCGCACCAGUUUGCGUGGAACGAUUUCUUCAUCGACUACCGCGAUUUCCUCCGCUGGCUCUCUAGAGGUAAUUCUAGAAGCCACGCGUCGUCCUGGAUUGCGUUCUGCCGCCUGUCUCGAACACGAAUCACGGGAUAUAAGCGCAAGGCCCUUGGCGAGGCGUCGGCGAAACUGUCGGCCGAUGUUCCUCGUGCAGCCAUUGCCAACAUAUUCUUCACGGAAAUAUUCACACCCCUGCUGCAAGUUAUUUGGACCAUGAUUCCAUACUUGUACAUUAAUGCCCAGACUGGCGUUCUGCAAAAAAACAACCCAAAAGCAUCCAUCAAGCCCACACACUCGAUUUUGCGCGUCCUCAUCGUGGCACUUGCGCCCAUCGGUAUCAACGCUGCAGUUCUUGCUGCCAUGUUCGGUAUGGCGUGCUGCAUGGGCCCAAUCCUGAGCAUGUGCUGCAAGAAGUUCGGAAGCGUCUUGGCCGCCAUUGCUCACGGUACAGCCGCUGUCGUCAUGCUCAUUUUUUUCGAGGCUAUGUUCUUAUUGGAGGGCUUCAGCUUUCCGAGGACUUUGGCUGGCAUCAUUGCCGUUGUGGCGAUCCAAAGGUUCAUAUUCAAGCUGAUCGUGUCCCUUGCGCUCACGCGAGAGAUGAAGACCGAUCAGUCCAACCUUGCGUUUUGGAGCGGCAAGUGGUACUCAAUGGGCUGGCACUCCGUUUCUCAGCCAGCCCGUGAGUUCCUGUGCAAAAUCACCGAACUGAGCAUGUUUGCGGCCGAUUUUAUUCUCGGACACUGGCUCUUGAUUUUGAUGCUGCCGGUCAUUCUCAUCCCAAAGGUCGAUAAGCUGCACUCUAUGAUGCUGUUCUGGUUGAGACCUAGCCGGCAAAUCCGGCCCCCAAUAUACUCGAUGAAGCAGUCGAAGCUAAGGCGCCGACGUGUGAUUCGAUAUGCCAUCCUCUACUUUGUGAUGCUCUUCCUGUUUAUUGGCAUGAUUGUCGGGCCUGUUGUGGGCGGCAAGAUGAUUCCAUCCAGUUUAAUUGAUAGUGUGGGAAAAUCCGUAUCUCUGAACGGUAAGUACAUUUUAGUGCAACCGGCGUUGUCCAGUGACAAUACGAAUGGGACCUCCAAGACGGGCACUGGCCGACCCAACUACACCGGCGCGUUCACGAAGUCAGGCACGGGUGGAGGUGCGGGGGCUACCACUGCCGCCAGCAAGAUCAAACUUUUUUAA